Saccharomyces eubayanus is the source of this 1677-nucleotide messenger RNA. It is a transcript of the gene IPI3, whose product is annotated as chromatin-binding/pre-rRNA-processing protein IPI3. The record is from RefSeq and is a predicted model, not a curated record. The transcript has a single exon. Gene Ontology annotation, cellular component: nuclear pre-replicative complex. Bases 1 to 1677 code for a protein of 558 amino acids. NCBI's taxonomy places the organism in Eukaryota, Fungi, Ascomycota, Saccharomycetes, Saccharomycetales, Saccharomycetaceae. Gene Ontology annotation, molecular function: protein binding. Gene Ontology annotation, biological process: DNA-templated DNA replication; rRNA processing.
AUGGAUGAAGAAGUCGUUUUUACAACAAAUACCUCGGGGACAAUAUCCUCUGUGCACUCAUUCGAACAAGUAAAUUUGAGACAAUGUUCUACCCAAUCUAGAAAUAGUUGUGUCCAAGUGGGCAGCAAGUACUUAUUCGUUGCUCAAGCACAAAAGGCAUUGAUCAAUGUUUACAACAUGUCAGGUUCAUUCAAGAGAGAGUCUGUAGAACAGCGCCUACCAUUACCUGAAGUUUUAAAAUGUCUAGAAGUGGUUCAAAAUACCGGUGUACAGUACGACCGUAUCCAUGGUGUAAACCACAACUUGCCAGAGUUCAAUCUUCCGUACCUGUUGCUUGGUUCCACCGAAUCGGGUAAACUGUACAUAUGGGAGUUGAAUUCGGGGAUUUUAUUGAAUGUGAAGCCGAUGGCACACUAUCAAAGUAUCACCAAGAUUAAGUCGAUUUUAAACGGGAAGUAUAUUGUCACUUCAGGUAACGAUUCGAGAGUUAUUAUAUGGCAAACAGUCGAUUUGGUAUCGGCAUCGAAUGACGAGCCUAAGCCUAUCUGCAUUCUUCAUGAUCAUACUUUACCUGUUACAGACUUCCAAGUUUCUACCAGUCAGGGAAAAUUUUUAUCUUGUGCUGGUACAAAACUAUUCACGGUAUCUCAAGAUGCUACCAUGAGAUGCUACGAUUUGAGUCUAAUAGGUUCUAAAAAGAAGCAAAAAAAGCAAGAAGAAGACGGUAAUGAAGUUAGUAUCGGCAAAGCGCCUAGAUUGCUCGCUACAUUUACAUUACCUUUUGCCAUUAAAUCUAUAUCCCUCGAUCCUGCUGAUAGGGCAUGUUAUAUUGGGACUGCCGAUGGCUGUUUUGCACUAAAUUUGUUCUAUAAGUUAAAGGGGAACACCAUUGUUAAUCUGUUACAAUCUACAGGAAUGAACACUAUUCAAAAAGGUAGAGUCUUUUCAUUGGUACAACGCAGUUUAGUAACUGGUGGCGAAAAUCAAGAUUUGGAUUCAUUAUAUUCAAUAGGUCAGCUGGUUUGCGAUAAGCUUUUGGAUUCUAACGUGUCGUGUCUCGAAAUAUCAAUGGAUGGUACGUUACUUAUGAUCGGUGACACUGAGGGGAAAGUUUCCAUUGCGGAAAUAUACUCGAAACAGAUCAUUAGAACCAUUCAAACCUUGACCACGUCACAGGCUUCUGUCGGGGAAGUGACUAAUAUUCUAGUAAAUCCUUACAGAACUGAAAGUGGCGACCAACUGUUUGAAGGAGCAACUACAGGAAAACAUACCAGCGGUAGUAAUGGCAAUAACUCUCUAAAGAUACCAAAUCUACAAAGGGUUAUAUUUGAUAAUCAAAACAAAAGCCUCUCGCACGAUAUUUGGUAUCAGAUAGGAGAGCCAGAAACCGAGGCAGAUCCUAGUUUAGCGUUACCAUUGAACGACUUUAAUGGCUAUUUGGAACAUAUCAAGUCCCAAGAGUCCAUGUUCGCACAUAUGGGCAGGAUUUCAAGUGACGUGAAAGUGGUUGGUACAGAAACGGACGCUGUCUCAUCUUUUGACGAUCAAACCGCUAAAGAUGAAGAGAUUACUGAACUCAAAGCUAACGUGGAGGCACUAACUCACGCCUACAAAGAAUUACGUGGUAUGCACGAAAAGCUAUACGAGGAGCAUCAACACGUACUCGACAAGCUGUAG